AUGUCGUUCAUGGGUGGAAGCGCUUGCGCCGCUGGGGCUAAUCCAUUAUCCCAGAUGGCCAAACAGCAAAGUAUCGAUAGAACUCACCAAUUUGAGCAAAUGCAGGGGAAGCAAGGUCCGGCAUCGCUUCGCGGAGACAACCGACAGAUGUCCGCGGCCGACCGCCAGCUUCUCCAAGGUAUGGAGCAACACCAAGCCAGCCCUGUUAGCUUCCAGUAUGCUGAUAUGCGAAACGAGCUGGGUAAAAUGGGUCCCCAACCCGGUCCUUCUGCUGAUUGGUCGAAGGACUUCAACAGCCAGUUUGCCACACCCCGUGCGAAUUCUCAAUGGGCUGCGGAGUUUUCGCCCGGUCAACAAAAUGCACAGUUCUCUGCCAGUCCUGCUCAUGCCACAACUUCUACCGGACCCAUGGGUUACAUGCCUACUAUGAUGGGUGGAACCAUGGGAGGAAUGGGUAUGAUGAGGCCGAUGGGCAUGCAGCCGCAAAUGCAGGCCACACAUUCUCGAGUAGUUGAGCUGGACGAUAACAAAUGGGAAGAGCAGUUUAAAAAUAUCGAGUCUCAGAGUGCCAAAGCGACCCCUCAGCCCGAGGUAGUCGCUGAGAACCUUCAAACUGGGCAGGAGCAGGAACAAGCUGAAGGCGAUGAAGUUGAGGUAGCGGAUCUUUUGGAUGAGAAGGAAAUUGGAAUCGAGGAUGGCUAUGAUGAUGCUUGGUUCCGAAACACUGAUCAAAUGUACCCGCCUGGUUGGGACGAUGUUUGGGACCGUAUUAAGGAUCAGGUUGGCGACACAAUGGCCGAGGGUGCACGUACUCGAGCAGGGGACUUUACCAGCGAUUUCGAUAUCUAUGCUGGGUCCAACCCCCAUUUUGCCGAUUACGAGUUUGCCGAAGAAAACCAGUACAGACAGGAGGACGAUCCUUUCGUCAUGGGAGUUGCCUUGAUGGAUCAGGGAGCCAAGCUUAGUCUGGCUAUUCUUUGCUUCGAGGCUGCUCUCGAACGUGAUCCCAACCACGUCGAAGCAUGGUCGCGACUUGGGUCUGCUCUUGCUCAGAAUGAGAGUGAGGAGGGGGCUAUUCGUGCUCUGGAACAGUGCGUGAAGCUUGAUCCCACAAACGAGCAGGCCCUCAUGAACUUGGCGGUGUCCUAUACUAAUGAAGGCUACGAAAAUGCUGCCUAUGCAACCAUGGAACGCUGGUUGGCCACCAAGUACCCUGACCUGGUGGCUCAGUUCGACAGGACCGCCAACUGGGACCAGGUUCUACACAGCAAGGUCACUGAUAUGUUCAUUAAAGCUGCACAGCUGUCUCCAGACAUUGCUAAUAUGGAUGUCGACGUCCAAGCUGGUCUGGGCGUGCUGUUCUAUGGUAACGAAGAGUAUGAUAAGGCUAUUGACUGCUUCCGGGCUGCUAUCUCAGCACGGCCUGAUGACCCCCUUCUUUGGAAUCGCUUGGGUGCCACUCUGGCCAACUCCAACCACUCUGAAGAAGCCAUCGAAGCGUAUUAUAAGGCGCUCGAGCUGCGCCCGUCGUUCGUACGCGCCCGCUACAACGUCGCCGUUUCGUGUAUUAAUAUCGGCUGCUAUCGCGAAGCAGUCGAGCACCUUCUUUCCGCUCUCUCCCUCCACGAAACUGGUACCGACAAGACCGCUGUGAACUCCAAAAACUUGCAUGAAACCCUCCGCCGUGUAUUCUUGGCAAUGGACCGUAGAGAUUUGCUCUCAAAGGUGGGCCCCGGAAUGGACCUGGAAGCCUUCAGAAGUGAAUUCAACUUUUAA
Wickerhamiella sorbophila is the source of this 1776-nucleotide messenger RNA. RefSeq names its product Peroxisomal targeting signal receptor. Gene Ontology annotation, biological process: protein import into peroxisome matrix, docking. Gene Ontology annotation, molecular function: protein binding. Gene Ontology annotation, cellular component: cytosol; peroxisomal membrane. The transcript has a single exon. Lineage: Eukaryota; Fungi; Ascomycota; Dipodascomycetes; Dipodascales; Trichomonascaceae. The record is from RefSeq and is a predicted model, not a curated record. Bases 1 to 1776 code for a protein of 591 amino acids.